Messenger RNA from Chenopodium quinoa (quinoa), 1286 nucleotides. RefSeq lists its product as uncharacterized. The coding region runs from base 211 to 1269 and encodes 352 amino acids. NCBI's taxonomy places the organism in Eukaryota, Viridiplantae, Streptophyta, Magnoliopsida, Caryophyllales, Amaranthaceae. The record is from RefSeq and is a predicted model, not a curated record. The transcript has 4 exons.
GUAAAAUUGUAUUUUCUCUUACUAAAUCAUGUAUAAAUGUAAAAGAAAAUGACAAUUUGCUAAAUGAAUGAUGCGUUAUAAUUCCUUGUAUAUUUAAAUAAACACCAAUUUUACUAUAGUUUUUCUAAGACUCCGUACCAAAAUUUACUUAAGAAUACAAUUUUAUUUUUUUUAAUUACAGUGUUAGAACCUUCUUCUUUAAAACAAAAAAUGAAAAAACUCCUUUUCUCUUCUCAAAAAAAGUGUAUAAAUUCCCGCGAAGAAUUCUUUUACACAUCACUUGAAUUAGCUUCAAUAAAUAAAACACACAAAAACUCUGUUUCAAGAAAAAAAAAACUCUGGAAUUCUCAGAAAUCCAUGGAAAAUAAGAAGAUGAAGUUGAAACCUAAAACAGAGGAACUAAUUUCUGCAUCCAAGAACAAGAUUAAUCAUCAACCCAGAAAUACCCAUCAAUCCCAAGUUGAUAGAGAUGAUAUUUCAGCUCUCAAAAUGAUGAACAAAUCUUCAAGUUUAAGCAACAAAGCUUGGAGUAUGGCUUCUUUAAUGGCGGAACUCCCUCCUUCUCCUUCCUCCUUUAAUGCCGAUUCACCAACAAUUCCUUGCGAUUCUUGUCGUCCUUCUACUGUCUUUUACUCUCCUUCAAGAUUUCAGGACAUGAAAAGUUCCAACAGUUUCACAAAUCUGAAGAAGCAAUUUGAAUCAGUAAAAAACAUUGGAUUUGUUGAAGGAAAUGAAGCUGAUAACUCAUUUGACUAUGAAUCUUCAGUUGGUGUUAAUUAUGAUAAUUGUCAAGUAAUAUUCUCUGUUCCUCCCACUGUUUCUGAAGAGUGUUCUAGUUAUCUACACAAGAGGGGAACUGGUUCUGCAAACCCUAAGGAAUUCGGAGAGGCGAUACCGGUGGUUGAUGAGGUACGAGGGGAGCGUAGGCAGAGCUACCGGCCUAAGUCCUACCAGGAUUUCUUGGAUGAAACGCGAAGCCACAAGCAGAAGGCUGAAAUUGAUGCAAUGAGGAAGGCUUCAUAUACUUAUCUUCUCAGAAAGUUGACAAAGAAGGAAGAAGCCAUUGAUGAGUGGGAGUCGAAUCGUAGGAAGAAAGCAGAGUUACAGCUAGAAAAGCUUCAGAGGAAGCUGGAGCAGAAACGGAUAGAAGCAGUGCAGAAGGUGCAGAAAAAACUUGCAGAGACACAGCUAGAAGCUCAGCAGAAAAAAGCGAAAGCAAGGAGGAUGGCGUUGAAGGAAAUGGCCAAACAUUGUUCACAAGUGAAUUGACAUUAACAAGGCUUUAC